Molecule: messenger RNA, 885 nt
Organism: Lingula anatina
Lineage: Eukaryota; Metazoa; Brachiopoda; Lingulata; Lingulida; Lingulidae
Molecular function (GO): acyltransferase activity, transferring groups other than amino-acyl groups
Source: RefSeq, a predicted model, not a curated record
AUGUCGACGGCUACGAUAAGACUUAUGCAGCCUGAAAAUUUGGCUGAAGUAACCCGUUUGGCAGAGAAGGAGUUAUGGAAUUACAGCCAGGAUGUUAUUAGGGCUCUCUUUGAAUACAGCCCAGAAGGUUCGUUUAUUGCUGAGCUGCAGGGGAAAGUUAUAGGUGUUGCAAUGGGCUUUAACCUGAGUGAAGAGGAAGCGUUUGGAGGAAUGUGGAUCGUCUGCAAGCAGCAUCGUGGACUGGGUAUUGGUACAAGGUUGCGGCAGAAGGUAGAAGAGUACAUUGGGGAUAGGAACCUUGGCAUAUUCUCCGUGGCAGAAAGAGUGGAGCCCAACAAAAGAUCAGGUUUUACAGUGGAAUCAUGGAAAGUACGCCAUGUAUCCGGUACCAUCGCGACAGAAAAGAUAAAGUUGUCAGAAGAUUGUUUUGUAUCUACUUUUCCUUCACAAGGUGUGCAAUUUGAUGCCCUGAUUCAAUAUGACACCAAAAUACACACUAUUGAACGUGAAAGGUUUCUAAGAGUGUGGAUUGAGGGGGAAUCGACCAUAACCUUGGUUGCUAUGAGCAAGGCAGAUGAAAUUCUCGGUUACGGCGUCAUAAAGCGCGAUUCUAACAAUACUAUCCUCAUUGGCCCACUUUAUGGUGAAACCCCCGCCAUUAUAAAAACCUUACUGGUCAGCUUAAUGGGAAAGACUACUUUUGGUGAAACUGUGGACAUGUGGGUACCUGUUGGGAGCGAAAUUUUGCAAGAGUUGCUGGCUGAGAAUAAAAGCACACUUAAAGUUCAUGCGGACGUGACCCGAAUGUUUUACCGUCAUGACGUGAAGGUUCCACAGGAAAAGAUCUUUUCAAUUGCGUCAGGAGCAGUAGCUCAUCAUUGUUGA